Messenger RNA from Dermatophagoides pteronyssinus (European house dust mite), 2406 nucleotides. Its product is annotated as merlin-like. NCBI's taxonomy places the organism in Eukaryota, Metazoa, Arthropoda, Arachnida, Sarcoptiformes, Pyroglyphidae. Gene Ontology annotation, molecular function: actin binding. The record is from RefSeq and is a predicted model, not a curated record. Gene Ontology annotation, cellular component: cytoskeleton.
ACAGAUUAUGAUCCAAUGGACCGAUAUGAUAAUCCGAUGAUCAAGAAUUGAUCGUAUUUUCAAUUUGUUUCGAGCCGAAAAUCCUCAAAAUCAACCGAAAAAGUCAAAAUGUUUUCGAAAUUAUUAAGUUUUUCCAAAUCCCGAAAAGUAAUAUCGGUACAGGUGCAUACAAUGGAUGCACAAUUAGAAUUUGAAAUUGAUAAAAGUGCAACCGGUAGUGAUCUGUUUGAUCUUGUUACUCGUGCUAUUGGUUUAAGAGAAGUAUGGUAUUUCGGUUUACAAUUUGUCGAUUCAAAAGGUUUUAUUUGUUGGCUAAAAAUGAAUAAACGUGUUUGUGAUCAAGAUAUUGCCAUACAAAAACGUCAACAACAAUUGAUUUGUCAUCAAAAUAAUAAAGCAAAAAAAUCAAAUGGUGAUUCAGUAAUGUCAUUUUUAUUUUUAGCGAAAUUUUUUCCUGAAGAUGUUGCCGAAGAAUUAAUACAAGAAGUAACACAGCAUUUAUUCUUUCUUCAGGUAAAACAAAGUAUUUUAAAUAUGGAUAUUCAUUGUCCGGCUGAAGUUAGUGUAUUAUUAGCAUCAUAUUCAGUACAAUCCAAAUAUGGUGAUUAUAUUGAUAAUCAAAAUCAAUUUUCAUCUGCUUCUUCUAAUAAUAAUAAUAAUGAUGAUAAUAUGAUGGCAAAAUUAAAUGUUGAAGAAUUAUUACCACGUGGUGUAUUGGAACAAUAUCAAAUGACCAAACAAAUGUGGCAGGAUAAAAUACGUAUCUGGUAUGAAGAUCAUAAAGGUAUGACAAGAGAUGAAGCUGAAACUGAAUAUUUAAAAAUUGCUCAAGAUCUGGAAAUGUAUGGGGUUAAUUAUUUCCUUAUAAGUAAUAAAAAAGAAAGUGAACUUUGGCUCGGUGUUACCGCUCUGGGUUUGAAUAUUUAUGAAAAAGAAAAUAAAUUAUCACCACGAAUUACGUUUUCAUGGAGUGAAAUACGUAACAUUAGUUAUGAUGAUAAAAAAUUUAUCAUCCGACCUAUCGAAAAGAAUGCAACAAAAUUAUGUAUCGGUAAUCAUGAUCUGUUUAUGCGGCGGCGAAAACCCGAUUCAAUUGAAUUACAACAAAUGAAAGCACAGGCAAAAGAAGAAAGAAUUCGAAGACAAUUGGAGCGAUCAAGAUUUCUGCGUGAAAAAGAAUUGCGUGAAGAAGCGGAAAAAGAAAAGGCGGCAUUGGAACAACGUCUGUUACAAUAUCAAGAAGAAGCGCAUGGUGUACAGGAACAAUUACGUCGUAGUGAAGAAACGGCAGAAUUAUUAGCGGAAAAAGCGCGUGUUGCUGAAGAAGAGGCAAUGUUAUUAUCACAAAAAGCAGCUGAAGCUGAAGCUGAAAUUCAACGUAUUAAAAUUACGGCCAUAAAAACUGAAGAAGAAAAACAUUUGAUUCAACGUAAAGCAGAAGAAGCAGAAUUAUUAGCUUCUACGCUGGCUGAAGAAACUGAUCGUCGAACAAAAGAAACUGAACAAUUAAAAGAAGAACUAUUUAGUACAAAAUUAUCAACAAAACAGCUAUUGAUUUUAUUGAAUAAAUUUCAACAAGAAAAUCAAUUAAGUCAGGAAAAUUUAUUACCAUUACCACCAACAUCAUCACCAUCGACAACGAUAUUAUCACCACCACCGCCGCCAUCGACACCUCAUUCACUUCAUCCACAUCAUCAUUUACAUACCGCAUCACAAUCAAAUCAUAAUAAUCAUUCAAUAUCGUUGAUACAUCAUCAUCCACAUAAUCGACAAACAAAUAAUGUUUUAAAUAAUCAAAACUGUGAUAUUAUAUCGGAUCUGAAUCAUAUUUAUGAAGAUCCGAAUGAUACAAUUAUAAAAUUGAAUCAAUAUUUGGCCAAUAAUAAUACAACUAAUAAUGGUGUACCAUCAUUCUAUACGACAAUAAAUGAUGAAUGUUGUGAUAAUAAUAAUCGAUUAAUAAAUCAUUCAUUUAUCAAUUCACCAUUACCACCACCAUCAUCAUCAUCAUCAUCAAUGAUAAAUGGUUCAUCAUUCAUUAAUAAAAGUCAAUGGUCAUCAUCAUUAAAUGAUGAACAUCAAGAUAAUGAUAAUGAUGGUGAUGAUGAUGAUAAUGAUGAACAACAAACAACAUUGAAUCAAGAAUCACAUGAUUUUGAUAUGGAAAAAAUUGAAUCCGAUGUUGAAAAAGAACGUAUUGAAUAUUUGAAAAAAUCUAAACAAUUACAUGAACAAUUAAAAGGUUUGAAAUCUGAGAUACAGGUAUUAAAAGUUGAAGAACGACUAACAUCAUUGGAUAGGAUUCAUGAAGAAAAUGUUAUCAAAGGUGAAAGUAAAUAUUCAACAUUAAAACGAACAUUAUCCGGUACAACAAAAGCAAGAGUAGCAUUUUUUGAAGAAUUAUAA